Molecule: messenger RNA, 1894 nt
Organism: Cicer arietinum (chickpea)
Lineage: Eukaryota; Viridiplantae; Streptophyta; Magnoliopsida; Fabales; Fabaceae
Biological process (GO): mRNA destabilization
Cellular component (GO): cytoplasm
Molecular function (GO): mRNA binding
Source: RefSeq, a predicted model, not a curated record
GUUAAAGUAGAAAGUAAUUGUAUAAAUAAAUCAGAUGAUAUCGAGUUACGAAUGAAAAUAAUUCUGCUUUUGCCUAAUUCUCUAUCUCUAUGUACUCGCUAGGUUUGCUUUUUCUCUAACACCUGUUGACUUUGGUUUUAAUCACCGACGUUGUUGACCAUGAACGGUGGCAAGGAAUUCGAGAAAACUCACUCCAUACCAACAGCAACAACAAAUCAUAGUCAGCAGCAGAAUAAGACUGAUGUGGUUUCAAUAAAAGACUGUGUGUCAUCGGAUUUGACAUCACAGCUUACCUUUACUAGAGAUGUUACUGCUCGCUUCUCAGGUGUCAAUGGGCAUUAUGUUGGUCAACAACCUGACCUUUCUUACACUAGUUAUUUUCAACAACCAGGUGUUCAUAAAUCAGAAGCCCUGCCUUAUCAUUCAUUAGCAUCAACUUCCGUUGGCGUGCAAAACAAAUCUGUCAGUGGUUCUGGAUUUGCAAGAAAUGAUCCAAGAAGAUCUUCUACAUUAGCAAAUCAAAAUAACUCAAAGUCUGCACAUAGAAAUGGAAGUUUAACCAGCAGGUUGUCCAAGAUUAGUAUUGAUACAACAAAAGAAAUUGAAAUUCUAAAAAAGGCUCCGCAUUUCCAUUCUAAUUUUACAUCACCUGCCCCUCCCAAGACAUACAACCAAACAAGAAACUUUUCAUCAUUUGCCGACCCAAGACGCAGUGUCUUCCCCCAUACUAACUACAGGCCAAGUGCUUCUACCAACUACAGACCAAAUGGUGGAGUAUCGAAUGUAAAUGGUGGAGUUUUAUUGAGUGAGAAAUUCAGAAGUGGAGAGUCUGAAAUGCCUAGGGAAAUGACUCGGGGUCCUCGGUUUCACCACAAAAAUUCUCAUCCACAUUUAUCAGUUGUUAAGGAUGAGUUUUCAAUCACAGUAUGCAGAGAUCGAUAUAACCUUCCCGAUUUCCAAACUGAAUAUGAAAAUGCUAAAUUUUAUAUGAUUAAAUCUUUCAACGAAGAUGACAUUCACAAGGGCAUUAAAUAUGAUGUUUGGACAAGCACUCCAACUGGAAAUAAGAAGUUGAACUCAGCAUUCCAAAAUGCAGAAGCUAAAUUAAUAGAGACAGGCACACAGUGUCCAAUCUUCCUCUUCUUCUCGGUUAAUGCUAGUGGCCAAUUUGUUGGAGUAGCUGAGAUGCUAGGGCCCGUGGACUUCGAAAAAGACAUGAAAUUUUGGAAACUUGACAAAUACAACGGCUUCUUCCCAAUUAAGUGGCAUAUUAUAAAAGAUGUUCCCAACCGCCAGUUUCUGCACAUCAUCCUUAAAAACAAUGACAACAAGUGUGUAACUUUCAGUAGGGACACACAAGAGAUUGGACUGAAGGAAGGUCUGGAAAUGCUGAAAAUUUUCAAAAAUUAUUCGGCUAAGACUUCUUUAUUGGAUGAUUUUGAUUUCUAUGAGAAUGGAGAGAAGUUAUUUCGUUCCCAAAAGAUUACCGAGCAUACAGGCCCAAAACAGGAAGUAUAUAGCCAUGACAAUUACCAUCACACUGCAAAGGCAAGAGAGAAGAAUAUAGAGAUGCAUUCAAGUGGUAGCAAGCAAGAUACUCUAGUCAAGCUAACAAGGAAUCUAUCUCUCAAUCCCUCUGGAAAACAAGGCUUUAGAUAGUCAGAUUGCCCGAAGACCAAGAAAAUACCCCAUAAAAUGAUUACCAGAUUUUUAAUUUUAUUGGUGUAGGCAUUUUAGAGAAGCAAACUUAUAGUUUGGUUUUAUGAAGAAAAUUUUGUGGAGAUAAUUUAUUCAAUAGGAAUUCUUACAUUGAUACUUAGAUUGGUAAAAUUCAAUAUGUAUAUUGAGCUAUAAAGCAGAGUUAUAAUUAUUAUACGAUUUAGCAUGUGAUAUA